AUGUCGAAGUCAUAUGAAAUCACUCUCGGAUUGUGUUUGCCUCGGUCGUGUUCGCCUGAUGAUGUUGCGUCUCUGCUAAACUUCUCUAUGAUGCUUAACGACAAUUCAAAGACAAACGGAACCACGCCCAGAGCAGUAAAAAUAAUUUCGUUGAGACAAAUCGAAGAAUAUUACGACUUAAGAUAUGACGCAGGAGCUGUCAUUCUAAUAUUUAUUACGUUAUUACUAAUUACAUUGUCUGUAAUAGCCACAAUAGUCGAUGUUGGUCUAAUUAAAUGUUUAAAAUCUCAUAGUAGAUCAAUUUCACUGGAUCUGCAAAAAUACAAUGCAAACAGCACUCGGUAUGACCAAAGUCGAAAGUACAAUUGUGAAGUCGUUAAAGUGUUUGUUGAUUUGAAGAGAGAAAAAAUAGUUGACAAAGAAACAUUAAAAAUAAAUAAAACUUUAUCAAAAAAUAUGAAUUCAGAAACAGUGAAUAAGUUAGCAAAAGUAACCAAGAUUCCUUCAGCAAUAACGCUAGACGUCGUGACACAGGAUAGACAAAUUGCGAGCUGCAAAAGAUGCGGGAAGUAUAAAAAGCAAUGCGGAAUUCCGAAACAGUUCGGCAACAUAUCCGCGUGUUCCCGAACCGAAUAUGACAAUUACGCAAGCUUAACAAAUACAGAAUACAGAAAAAUAGAUAAUAUCUUUCUGAAUUUGCUUUUGAGUUUCUCACUGAAACAUAGUUGGAAGAAAAUUUUUAAUACUGAAAUGGCUAAUAAAGAUUUAGCACUAGUUCAUUUGUUGCGAAUCGUUUCAACGUUUUGGGUAAUAUUUAUUCAUGUGACUACGGCUGUAGAUUAUCUUUCAGCUGGUCUCGUAUUGCCUUUGGCUGCUGUCGGCUGCGACGCUGGUUGCGUCAGUGUCGGCGUCAGCGAUCUACGAACACUGGAGUUGUUCCUGGCUGCACUUAGCCUGGCCAGCGGCUUUGCUCUGGCCCGCUUUAGUUUCUUCCACGGAUUACGCUGGUGA
Messenger RNA from Parnassius apollo (apollo), 1011 nucleotides. Lineage: Eukaryota; Metazoa; Arthropoda; Insecta; Lepidoptera; Papilionidae. The record is from the annotation of a GenBank genome assembly.